Molecule: messenger RNA, 1553 nt
Organism: Cantharellus anzutake
Lineage: Eukaryota; Fungi; Basidiomycota; Agaricomycetes; Cantharellales; Hydnaceae
Product: Quinolinate phosphoribosyl transferase
Exons: 9
Coding region: 73-1341 (422 amino acids)
Biological process (GO): NAD+ biosynthetic process
Molecular function (GO): nicotinate phosphoribosyltransferase activity
Source: RefSeq, a predicted model, not a curated record
CACGGUUUCCUGCCAUUAUUUGUCGUUCUAUCUUCGCGUCAGAGUGUCCUCUUCAAGCAAAGAGCUGGUGUUAUGAUGUCGCUUCCCGAUGAAGUCGUUCUCUCGCCAUCGAUCCUUGACACGGAUCUUUAUAAAUUGACUAUGCAACAGGCUGUGUUGCACCACUUUCCUGAUGCUCGAGUCCGGUACAAAUUUGAUAACCGUUCGAAGUCGACACAAUUCAAUCGAAAGUGUCUGGAGCUCUUCCAGGCUAAUACAGAGUUAAUCUCAGAUUUGAAAUUGACGGCGAACGAAAGGGACUGGCUUAAGCAAAAAUGCCCAUAUCUCAAGGAAGAGUAUCUUGAUUUCCUGUCAUCUCUCCAGCUAAACCCCAGCGAACAAGUUUCGACCAAGUUUAUACCAUCGGAGUUGGACGACAACAUUGGACAAAUUGAGAUUAGCGUGCAAGGGAGAUGGUCUGAAACAAUACUUUACGAAGUCCCUCUCAUGGCGGCACUUAGUGACGCCUAUUUCCGCACAAUGGACACGGACUGGGAGUAUGAUGGACAGGAGGAAUUAGCCUACCAAAAGGGCAUCAAACUAUUCGAGGAAGGUGUCUUGCUGUCCGAGUUUGGGACUAGACGACGCCGUUCCCUGAAGACCCAGAAGCUAGUGAUCGAAGGGCUUAUACGAGCCAAUGAGACUCUUCGAGGAGACAAAAAGAGUACUGGAGAGCUUAAAGGCACAAGCAACGUCCAUUUGGCAAGACUGUACAAUUUGACUCCAAUUGGUACCAUUGCGCACGAGUGGACCAUGGGGGUUGCUGCGGUGAAAGGUUAUGAUGCACCUAAUAUGACUGCUCUUUCUUUGUGGGAAGCCGUCUACCCACCAGAACCCACCAAUGCCCUUCAUAUCGCCCUCACAGACACGUUCACAUCUCAUGUUUUCUUCGAAGAGCUAAAGGAGCACCCCGAAUUCGCACGGCGGUGGAGAGGAAUAAGGCAAGACAGCGGCGAUCCCAUCGCCUUUGCCAACUGUGCCGCCAAAACAUAUGGUGACAUCGGAGUCGGUGUCCAUGAGAAAGUGAUUAUUUAUUCCGAUGGCCUUGAUUUGGAACGUUCCCUGCGGAUCAGGAAAGACACUGAGCAUCUGGGCUUCCUAGCCUCAUUCGGUGUUGGGACAUACUUGACUAACGAUUUUAAGUCGGUAACGACGGGACAGAAAAGCAAGGCUCUUAAUAUUGUUAUCAAGCUGGCUGAAAUUAAUGGAAAACCAUGUGUUAAACUAAGUGAUGAUCCGGGCAAGAAUACUGGAGAUGCUGAUACCGUCUCAUUCGUCAAAAACCUAUAUGGAUUGAUUUAGGGUGGUACUCGGAAGAAAUGGAUAGAUCCUAGAUUUCCUCAGGCUGAUUGGUGGGAACCUAAGACUUGCAUGGCUGACUAAUAUUCCAUACGCACAACAUUAUCAAGCAAUGUUGCCAGUGGGUCUGUGCACCACAUCAUAUUAUCCGUUUUCUCCAGGUAAAGUCUCGAGAAAGCGUCAAUAACAGAAUGACUGUCAGCGCAGUGAAUUAC